Panthera uncia (snow leopard) is the source of this 1485-nucleotide messenger RNA. RefSeq names its product zinc finger protein castor homolog 1-like. Gene Ontology annotation, cellular component: nucleus. Gene Ontology annotation, molecular function: DNA-binding transcription factor activity, RNA polymerase II-specific; RNA polymerase II transcription regulatory region sequence-specific DNA binding. Lineage: Eukaryota; Metazoa; Chordata; Mammalia; Carnivora; Felidae. The annotation marks the transcript as partial. The transcript has 5 exons. Gene Ontology annotation, biological process: positive regulation of transcription by RNA polymerase II; regulation of neuron differentiation. The record is from RefSeq and is a predicted model, not a curated record.
GGGCUGUGGUUUCCUUCCAGCGAUCCUUGCCUCGCCACGGACUGCAAGUACGCCAACAAGUUCCACUUCCACUGUCUCUUCGGGAACUGCAAGUACGUCUGCAAAACCUCCGGCAAGGCUGAGUCCCACUGCCUGGACCACAUCAACCCCAACAACAACCUGGUGAACGUGCGAGACCAGUUUGCGUACUACUCACUUCAGUGUCUCUGUCCCAACCAGCACUGCGAGUUCCGGAUGCGUGGACACUACCACUGCCUCCGGACCGGCUGCUACUUUGUGACCAACAUCACCACCAAGUUGCCAUGGCACAUAAAGAAGCAUGAGAAAGCCGAGCGGCGGGCAGCCAACGGAUUCAAGUACUUUACCAAGCGCGAGGAGUGUGGCAGGCUAGGCUGCAAGUACAACCAGGUGAACAGCCACUUCCACUGCAUCCGGGAGGGCUGCCAGUUCUCCUUCCUCCUCAAGCACCAGAUGACCUCCCACGCCCGGAAGCACAUGCGGAGGAUGCUGGGCAAGAACUUCGAUCGCGUGCCCCCCUCCCAGGGCCCCCCGAGCCUGAUGGACACGGAGACAGAUGAGUACAUGGAUUACACGGGCUGCAGCCCGGGCGCCGUGUCCUCUGAGUCGCCCACCAUGGACCGGAGCUGCUCCAGCACCCCCGUGGGCAACGAGAGCACGGCGGCAGGGAACACCAUCUCCAUGCCCACAGCCUCCGGGGCCAAAAAGCGCUUCUGGAUCAUCGAGGACAUGUCGCCGUUCGGCAAGCGGCGCAAGACGGCCUCCUCGCGGAAGAUGCUGGACGAGGGCAUGAUGCUGGAGGGCUUCCGGCGCUUCGACCUCUAUGAGGACUGCAGGGACCCGACCUGCCAGUUCUCGCUCAAGGUCACGCACUACCACUGCACGCGGGAGAACUGUGGCUACAAGUUCUGCGGACGCACGCACAUGUACAAGCACGCGCAGCACCAUGACCGCGUGGACAACCUCGUGCUGGACGACUUCAAGCGCUUCAAGGCCUCGCUCAGCUGCCACUUCGCCGACUGCCCCUUCUCGGGCUCCAGCACGCACUUCCACUGCCUGCGCUGCCGCUUCCGCUGCACCGACAGCACCAAGGUGACGGCGCACCGCAAGCACCACGGCAAGCAGGACGUGAUCAGCGCGGCGGGCUUCUGCCAGUUCAGCUCGAGCGCCGACUGCGCCGUGCCCGACUGCAAGUACAAGCUCAAGUGCUCGCACUUCCACUGCACCUACCCGGGCUGCCGCCACACGGUCGUGGGCAUGUCGCAGAUGGACUCGCACAAGCGCAAGCACGACAAGCAGGAGCGCGGCGAGCCCCCCGCCGCGUCCCCGGGCCCCGCCGUCGGCCUGGACGGCGCGCUGUCGCUGGGCACCGAGCCCGGGGCCCCCCUGCUCUUCCUCCCGCCCGCCGCCGCCGCCGCCGCCGCCGCUUCCGCGGGCCUGGGGCUGGGGCCGGGCGAUGCGGGCGAC